Molecule: messenger RNA, 1311 nt
Organism: Merops nubicus (carmine bee-eater)
Lineage: Eukaryota; Metazoa; Chordata; Aves; Coraciiformes; Meropidae
Product: serine/threonine-protein phosphatase 6 regulatory ankyrin repeat subunit A-like
Exons: 11
Coding region: 1-1311 (436 amino acids)
Molecular function (GO): protein binding
Source: RefSeq, a predicted model, not a curated record
AUGAGUCGAGUCUGUAUUGUUGUUUUGGAGGAGGUGGAAGAUGAUUCUCCCACAUUUAUUUCUAAAUUACCUCAGGAAAAUGUACCUUUACAUCCAUCGCACUCUGGAAACGUGCUGCCACCAUUGGUUCAAGCUAUAUUUAAUGGAGAUCCUGAUGAAGUUCGAGCACUGAUAUUUAAGAAAGAAGAUGUUAAUUUUCAGGAUAAUGAGAAAAGGACCCCUUUACAUGCUGCUGCCUAUCUGGGAGAUGCAGAAAUUAUUGAACUACUUAUUUUAUCUGGAGCUAGAGUUAAUGCCAAAGACAGCAAAUGGUUGACUCCUUUACACAGAGCUGUGGCGUCUUGUAGCGAGGAUGCUGUUCAGGUGUUGUUAAAGCAUUCAGCGGAUGUCAAUGCUCGUGAUAAAAACUGGCAGACACCCCUACAUAUAGCAGCUGCAAACAAAGCUGUGAAAUGUGCUGAAGCUUUAGUGCCUCUCCUCAGCAAUGUAAAUGUGUCUGAUCGAGCAGGCAGAACAGCAUUGCAUCAUGCAGCCUUCAGUGGACAUGUUGAGAUGGUCAGCUUACUGUUGUCUAGAGGGGCCAAUAUUAAUGCAUUUGACAAGAAAGACAGGCGAGCGAUACAUUGGGCAGCAUAUAUGGGUCAUAUUGAAGUUGUAAAAUUACUUGUGGCCCAUGGAGCUGAAGUGACGUGCAAAGACAAAAAAUCAUAUACACCCUUACAUGCUGCAGCAUCUAGUGGGAUGAUCAGUGUAGUCAAAUAUCUUCUAGAUCUUGGAGUUGAUAUGAAUGAACCAAACGCCUAUGGAAAUACUCCUCUCCAUGUAGCUUGCUACAACGGUCAAGAUGUUGUGGUGAAUGAACUCAUAGACUGCGGUGCUAAUGUAAAUCAAAUGAAUGAGAAGGGUUUUACACCUUUGCACUUUGCUGCUGCAUCAACACAUGGAGCAUUGUGUUUAGAGCUUUUGGUCUGCAACGGAGCAGAUGUAAACAUUAAGAGUAAAGAUGGGAAGACUCCUUUGCACAUGACAGCGAUCCAUGGUAGAUUUUCAAGAUCUCAAACCAUCAUUCAAAAUGGAGCUGAAAUAGACUGUGAAGAUAAGAAUGGAAAUACUCCUUUGCACAUAGCAGCCAGAUAUGGCCAUGAGCUAUUAAUCAACACUCUGAUUACGAGUGGUGCUGACACUGCAAAGCGGGGUAUACAUGGGAUGUUUCCUCUCCAUUUGGCAGCAUUAAGUGGAUUUUCAGACUGCUGCAGAAAACUCCUCUCAUCAGGUAAGAUACUCUUUAAAAAUCUUACAGUUGCUUUGUAA